Messenger RNA from Punica granatum (pomegranate), 3941 nucleotides. The record is from RefSeq and is a predicted model, not a curated record. Lineage: Eukaryota; Viridiplantae; Streptophyta; Magnoliopsida; Myrtales; Lythraceae.
AGCUCACUUGUCUGCCUUGAAGCCGUAGGAAAGCACUUCCUUACGCCGCCGUUUCGCAGAAGACCCAGCCAGCGACAGGCCGUGACUGGUACAAGGAGAAGGUUUAGCUGAGCUCAGUUAUCCACCCACACUGACAAAACCCCCCUCCCCCCAUACAUACAUAUCGCAACCCAACCCACAGAGCUGCUCUGAGUUGUCCUCUCGCCGGCGUAGCCCCAGUUGCUUGUUUGGUUCAACAAUGGCGGAUUAAUCUCUCUCUCCCCCAUGAAAUGGACCAAGUAGAAUCAUGUCUCUCUUGAAGUCAUUCGCUUCCAAUUCCCAUCUUUUCAACCAACGGGAAGCCACCAUGGCCGUCAUUCACGCUUCUCCUUACAAGGACUUGGGAGUCGUUGUCGCCUUUAAGUCUGUGGUUUUCCCCGGAGCAGAGGAGGGUUUAGCCACUGCUUCAGGUUCUAUCACAGAGAACUUGCAGCUGUUUCAGGAAAACAACGACAGCUAACUUAUUUUAUUUGAGAGGGAGUUCUUCAGCUGAAUUGUUUUCCUCAUCGAAGGAUAAACGGUUUUCUACUUAUCCCGAGGGGGAGAUUGGUUCGUCAAAGAGAAGAGCUCGUGGACCAGUUAUGGCUGCUAAGAAAGCGUCCGAAGGGGUAAAGCAGGAUGAGGGAAAAUACAAGCACACGGUUGAUCUGCCAAAGACUAGUUUUGGCAUGAGAGCAAACUCUUUAGUAAGAGAGCCAGAACUGCAGAAGUUAUGGGACGAAAACCAGGUCUUUAAACGAGUCGUUGAACGAAAUGAUGGGGAAAGUUUUGUCCUUCACGAUGGUCCUCCAUAUGCCAAUGGUGAUCUACAUAUGGGCCAUGCUCUGAAUAAGAUUCUGAAGGAUAUAAUCAACCGAUAUAAGCUUCUUCAGAAUUAUAAAGUUCAUUAUGUUCCCGGUUGGGAUUGUCAUGGUCUACCAAUUGAACUAAAAGUUCUGCAGUCACUAGAUCGAGAUGCUCGGAAGGAUCUCACUCCAAUCAAGUUAAGAGAAAAGGCAGCUAAAUUUGCCAAGUCCACUGUUAAAACUCAGAUGGCGUCAUUCAAGCGUUAUGGGAUAUGGGCAGACUGGAGUAAUCCUUAUUUAACUCUGGAUCCUGAAUAUGAAGCUUCUCAGAUUGAAGUCUUUGGGCAAAUGGCUCUUCAAGGGUAUAUAUAUAGAGGCAGAAAACCGGUUCACUGGAGCCCAUCUUCACGCACUGCUCUUGCUGAGGCGGAGUUAGAAUAUCCCGAAGGGCAUGUUUCAAAAAGUAUAUAUGCCAUAUUCAAGUUAGUCAGUGCCUCUCCAUCUUUAGGCAGCUCUAUAGAUGAGUUUCUGCCCAACUUGUGCUUGGCUAUAUGGACGACGACUCCGUGGACAGUUCCAGCAAAUGCUGCUGUUGCAGUGAAUGGGAAACUCCAGUAUGCCAUAGUUGAAGUGGAUCCCCUAUUAGGAGAUGCUUCUCAAUCUGAAGGAGAUAAGAAACGGAGGCUUGGAGAUGCUGUAAAGGGAGAGAAGAAACCUUUUCUUAUCGUGGCAUUAGAUCUUGUUCCAGCGUUGCAAGCAAAAUGGGGCCUGAAUCUCUCGGUGAAGAAAGUCCUACUGGGUUCAGAUCUUGAAAACUGCAGGUAUGCCCAUCCAAUAGAAAAGAGGGAAUGCUCAGUUGUUAUUGGAGGAGACUAUAUUACGACAGAGUCGGGAACCGGCCUGGUCCAUACAGCUCCUGGUCAUGGUCAAGAGGAUUAUGCUACGGGCCUGAAAUAUGGGCUUCCGAUUCUUUCUCCUGUAGGUGAUGAUGGGAAGUUCACUGAAGAAGCUGGACAAUUUAGUGGAUUAGAUGUGCUUGGAGAUGGCAACACUGCUGUUGUAGACUACUUGAAUGAGCAUUUAGCUUUAGUUAUGGAGGAACCAUAUCAGCACAAGUAUCCUUACGAUUGGCGGACUAAAAAGCCUACUAUAUUUAGGGCAACAGAACAAUGGUUUGCAUCAGUGGAAGGGUUUAAGGAAGCUGCUAUGGAGGCAAUUGGGCACGUAAAGUGGAUCCCCCCACAGGCAGAGAACAGAAUUUCUUCUAUGACGUCUGUCCGCUCAGAUUGGUGUAUCUCCCGGCAGAGGAUAUGGGGUGUCCCGAUACCUGUUUUCUAUCAUAAAGAUACCAAGGAACCUCUCAUGAAUGAAGAGACUAUCAAUCACAUUAAGUCUAUAAUAGCGAAAAAGGGAAGUGACGCAUGGUGGUACAUGAAAGUUGAGGAUCUACUUCCCGACAGAUAUCGUGAUGAAGCUUCAAACUAUGAAAAGGGGACAGAUACGAUGGAUGUGUGGUUUGACUCAGGCUCUUCAUGGGCAGCUGUGCUGGGGAAAAGAGACGGGCUUCAUUUUCCUGCAGAUUUGUACCUUGAAGGCACGGACCAGCAUCGAGGGUGGUUCCAGAGUUCAUUACUAACAAGCAUAGCUACAAAAGGAAGGGCUCCAUACAAAAGUGUUAUAACGCACGGAUUUGUUUUGGAUGAGAAGGGUUUUAAAAUGAGCAAAUCCCAGGGCAACGUUGUUGAUCCAUAUACUGUAAUAGAAGGAGGAAAGAACCAAAAGGAAGCACCGGGAUACGGGGCAGAUGUUCUACGUCUAUGGGUUUCAAGUGUAGAUUACACUGGGGAUGUUAUGAUCGGUCCUCAAGUUCUCCGCCAGAUGUCUGAUAUAUACAGAAAGCUCCGAGGAACAUUGAGAUACCUUUUGGGGAAUCUACAUGAUUGGAGGGCUGAUGAUUCUGUUUCCUACAAUGAUCUUCCAAGGAUCGAUCGGCAUGCGCUUUUUCAGCUUGAAAAUGUUGUGAGGAACAUUAAAGAGAGCUAUGAAAAUUAUCAGUUUUUCAAGAUAUUCCAGAUUAUUCAGCGGUUUGUGAUUGUUGACCUAUCAAACUUCUAUUUCGAUGUUGCAAAGGAUCGACUCUAUGUAGGGGGUACAAGUAGCUUUACUAGGAGAAGUUGCCAAACUGUUCUCGCGACGCAUCUCCUUUCCUUUUCAAGGGUGAUUGCUCCAAUAUUGCCUCAUUUGGCAGAGGACGUAUGGCAGAAUCUUCCAUUCCCAUACACCUGGGAAGAUGGUUCCCCAGCUAGAUUUGUUUUCGAUGCAAGGUGGCCACCUUCGAAUGAAGAAUGGCUCUCUUUAUCUCAAGAAGAGGUCGAUUUUUGGGGCAAUAUUCUUGAGCUGAGGACUGAAGUGAAUAAAGUUCUUGAAAUUGCUCGCGGUGGAAAGCUGAUUGGUUCCAGCUUAGAUGCAAAGGUUUCUCUAUAUACCUCAGAUGAGAACCUAGCUUCCCGGUUACAUGAAAUGUGCAUGGCCGCCAAGGAGGCAGACAAUUUACACCGGAUAUUCAUAACAUCUCAGGCGGAAAUACUUGAAUCUCUGGAGGAAGAAUUGGUUGGGAAUACUCCAUAUACUGGUGAGUGUGAAGUCCAAGGGAAGAUGGUGUGGAUCGGUGUGUCUAGAGCUGAGGGCUCGAAAUGCGAAAGGUGUUGGAACUACUCACCCCUUGUCGGGUCUUUCCCAAAUCAUCCAACUCUCUGUCGCAGGUGUCAUGGUGUUGUGGGCGUACAACCGCUUCCUUCAGUGGCAGCAGCUGUCAGCUAGCCCAAGGAUCAUGAAAUUGAAGAACUAAGUGUCGAACAGGGGAAAUAAGUUUAAUUGCCGGCAGAGUUUGAGAAGUCCUAGUUAUCCGAGUGAUGUCACGUGUGGUGGACCGGCAAGAGACCGGUCAGAUGUCCAUUGCAAUCUAUUCUUUUUUCAUAGAGGGAGCAACUACAUUUUCAAUUUUUCUUUUCAUAUACACGAUUUGUUCGAUAUCUGUACAAUCAUAUGAACAAAGAACUCGCCGUCACUAUACUUGUUUAUCCAUGGAAAGCUUCAAAAACAGUUGGCUAGGCUCAA